UCCGCUCCGCUCCGCUCCGCCGCAUCCGUCUCCCCCUCCAGUUCGGCCCUCCACCACCGCCAAGAUGCUGCUGUUGCUGCUGGGGAUCAUCGUGCUCCACGUCACCGUCCUGGUGCUCCUCUUCGUCUCCACCAUCGUUAGCCAAUGGCUGGUAGGCGGGCACACGGCGGACCUCUGGCAGAACUGCACCUCCGGUAGCGUCUUCCACUGCCUGACGUCGUCCACGAACGAAUGGCUGCAGUCUGUCCAAGCGAUGAUGAUCCUCUCCAUCAUCUUCAGCGUCUUGUCCCUGUUCCUGUUCUUUUGCCAGCUGUUCACGCUCACCAAGGGCGGGCGGUUUUACAUUACUGGAAUCUUCCAAAUCCUUGCUGGGCUCUGCGUGAUGAGCGGCGCGGCCAUCUUCACAGUGAGGCACACGGACUGGCACCAAGCCUCGGAAAACACCUCCUACGGCUUCGCCUAUAUCCUGGCGUGGCUGGCCUUCCCCCUGGCCCUCGCCAGCGGCAUCGUCUACGUCAUCCUACGGAAGCGCGAGUGAUGCCGCAGGAGGCAGCGUGGCGUGACAAGGGCACUCAUGACGUCCACGGAGGAGACGGAGGCGGGGGAAAAUAGACGAGAAAACGGAAAAGAAAAUUAACAAAAAAAAAAAAAAGAAAAAAAAAAAAGAAAAGGAAUAAACCCUCCCACCAAAACCAAACCCAACCGACCCCAAAA
Nipponia nippon (crested ibis) is the source of this 714-nucleotide messenger RNA. The record is from RefSeq and is a predicted model, not a curated record. Lineage: Eukaryota; Metazoa; Chordata; Aves; Pelecaniformes; Threskiornithidae.